AUGGUUCCAGACGAUUCGGGAGACGACAAGACUUCUGUCGUUGUUGUCUCCGACUCUGCUCCUCGACCUGCUUCUGCUUCUCCCACGAGAGGGACUUCUUCCGAGAACCAAGUCACACAAUCUACCUCUUCAGACUCGAUUCCCACUGUCGCUGCCCCUGCGCCGCCUCCGCAGGAGCCCACGGAAGAGCAGCAAUCGCAGCUCAAGCACGAGCAGCCGCAGCAGCAGCAGCCACCGCAGGAGCAGAAGGAGGAGCAACAUCACGAGCCGCAACCGCAAUCGCAACCACAGGAGCAAUCGCAGCCGCAGACGCAGACGCAGACGCUGCCGCCCCCUCAGCCUCAGCAGAACGGCGACGACAGUCGGGCGUCCGAGACCAAUACCACGACCCCCGUGUCCGAGGCCGACAUGGCGAGCCACCGACCGGCCCUCCACGGCAUGCACGCAGGCUAUCCCACAAGCUCCUCGUCGCCCAUCUAUCCUCAGACCAGCCUCCCGACCACUCAGUACGCCUCAUAUUCCACAGUCACAGCUGCAGCUCAGCAGGGCGAUGCAUACCGCGUCAGUCCCGUGGGCACUCCGCAAAUGUCACUGCCCAGCAUGCGCACCAUCGACGCCAUGUCACAGCAAUCUGUCCCUCCAAUGCCGCACCACUCCAUGUCCAUGGGCAUGAGCAUGCCCCUUACUGCCGUCUCGACCCCUCCUUACUUCACAAGCCAUUCAGCGCCUCUCCCUUCCAAUUACGGCUUCCCCCAGGACGCCUUGGCUCGGUAUCCUCUCCCGCACGAUCCUCGGCUCAUCAACCACCGAGGCCCCAAGAAGGAGAUCAAGCGACGAACCAAGACGGGCUGCUUAACGUGCCGCAAACGACGAAUCAAGUGCGACGAGACGCAUCCCACCUGCAACAACUGCAGGAAAUCGAAGCGCGAGUGCCUGGGCUACGAUCCCAUCUUCCGACAGCAGCCCGGAACCCCCACCAGCAGCAGCGUCCAGCCCGUGUCCAACAGCCUCUCACAGCCCGAGCCGUCGGGCAUCGCUUCUGUGCAGUCCGGGUCGGCAGUUGGUCCUCCUACACCGCGUCUGGUCAACUCGUAUGGUAGCCAAUCGCCGAUGCUGCCGAGCGGCUAUGCGACAAGCUCGAACCCUGGCACCCCGUCGAUCCCACCAAGCACCUACAAUCCUUCUCUCUCUGUGUCUGUGAAGCCUGAACUUGGCUACGGCUACUCUGCUUCAGGCAUCGAUCCCGCCGUACGCACCAUGUCUGCCAUGCCUGCCAACCAAAUGUCGCUAUCGGGCCCCGAUAACAGCUAUUUACGAGCCAAGAAGAUGAAAAUCGACGAGAUUAUCGAUCUGCUUGGCCCACCCGCACCGGUUCAGCAGAUUAGUCACACGGAAGAAACUUUUAAUGAAAUCACAAAGGUCUACCAUGAAAUGUAUGCCAGCGGGCUCAGUGCCUUCUUCGAGACGAGCUGGUACUACUUUACCGACAACGGCAAAAUGACAUUUCCCAAAGAUGCCAACCUCAUCGAGCACAUGGCAACUUUUCUCAAAAUCCUCGAGGCCGUCAAGGCCAAUGAUCACACCCAAAUGGCUUAUUCAGGGGUUCUGGAAACCAGAAUUGUGUGGGAGUUGGCUUGUACGGCAUACCAAAUCCCCGACAGGGCGAACAAUUCCAUGCGCCUCAGCCUGCCGCCAGACAACGACCCCAUUGAAGCCAAAAAUCGCCUCCUGGUAGUCGAGGCUUUGCUCUGUGGUGAUGAGCUGCAAAGCAACCCUCUCGCACCUCCAGUUGCAGACGCAGACCACCACCGUGUGCGCCAGUUUGACUUUUGGUAUAGCCUGGCCGAAUUCGUUCGCAGGAGGGACAAUCCCAACGCGCCUUCGACUGUCAAAAUCAGGGAGGACGUCCUGAGCCGCAUGCGCCACCUUCUUGACGGACGAGAGAAUCGAGAUGUCCUCUACUCCAUAGCCGUUGUCCGCGAGCUGGCGCCAAACUUUGACUCCGGAUAUGCAGCUACGAUUCCGCAGCAUUUGGACGAAUCAGACCCAAAGAACAGGCUAGCCGUUGCGUCCAAAUUCAUUCUAGACGAGUCCCAAGUCACCGGUGGAACAACAAACGUGGUGCGUCGGUUCAGCGACAUUGCGUCUCGAGCCUUUGUCAACCCUGGAGUAAACAUUGCUCGAAGAGUAUAA
This is a messenger RNA of Trichoderma breve, 2193 nucleotides long. Its product is annotated as fungal zn(2)-Cys(6) binuclear cluster domain-containing protein. The record is from RefSeq and is a predicted model, not a curated record. Gene Ontology annotation, biological process: regulation of DNA-templated transcription. The transcript is spliced from 4 exons. Lineage: Eukaryota; Fungi; Ascomycota; Sordariomycetes; Hypocreales; Hypocreaceae. The coding region runs from base 1 to 2193 and encodes 730 amino acids. Gene Ontology annotation, molecular function: zinc ion binding; DNA-binding transcription factor activity, RNA polymerase II-specific.